AUGGCUGAUACCACUUCUACAAUCAACGAGACCGAGGGUCAACCUUCACUUGCUCCAGUACAACCUGCUUCUCCCACCGGAACGAUUCACGCAGAAGUAUCAUCUACAUCAACCGAUAAUAAUGAUGGUGUCGAAUCCACGACUCCCACUCCUUCAAACGCACCUACACGCACUGUCCAACAGUCAUUGCAAUCCAGUAUAAAUAGGAACAACUUUUCAGAAGAAGUAGGCCAAGUCAUGGGAACGUUGAAUAGCUGGUGGGGAGGUGUGAAGAAACAGUCUGCUUCAGCUUUGACUACUCUCAAAGCCGAUUUGGACAAAACCGUCUCACAUGCUCAAGCGGAUUUAGAAUAUCUCCGUACGGCUAAUAUCGAAGUGGUCAGAAAAGAUCCAGCUGAAUAUGAAGCUGAACAAGAAGCUGAAAAAGUAAAGAAAGCAGCUGCUAGAGCAUUACAAGAAGAAGAACUUAAGAAAAAGGAAAAAGGAAAAGGAAAAGGAAAACAAGUGGAAACUAUCGAUACAAGUGGUGAUAAUACAAGUACUUCUACUACCACUGGUACUGGUACUGGUACUGCUACGGCUACGAAUAUAUUGAACAAAUUAUCAUCAUCAACUUCACAGCUUCAGCAUUCAUUACAAAACACAUUACAAUCAACUCUGGCUGCAGCUUCUUCGAAUCCAGCAUUAUCAAAUCCUACCGCGUUACGUCAACAAUUAGCUGAAAAUUUAAGAUUAUCUUCCGCAAAAGAGAAUCUACAAUUAUCAAUGAAACAAGCUGAAAAACUAGCUGAAGAAUACCUCAAGAAAUCCGAUCAAUUAUUGAAAGAUGCUGAAAAAUGGGUAGAAGAUGCUGUAAAGGUUAUACCUCCUGAUGGAUCAGAUCAUCAAGAUAGACAUAUGGUUAGUAUGGGUUGGGAUGGAAGUGAUUUUUAUUCUUUUUCAACUUCUUCUCCUACAACGAAUCAAUCUUCAACCAUUUCUCAAUCGAAUAAUGACGUUUUGUUUGAUUCUGAUGGAGGGAAAUCGAAACCUAUCUCGACAUUGGCUUUGGCUGGAUCAAGAAAAGACGCUCUCCUAAGACGUCUAAGAGAGGAUAAAGAUUUGUUGAUGGUCGACCCAGAAGGUGAAGGUGAAACGGAAGAAAGGAAACAAGAGUUCAAACAAUGGAUAGAAGUUCAUUUCGAAUCUCAAAAGAAAGAAUUAAGGGAAAAAGAAGAAGGUAAUGUUGGUAGCAUCAGAAUGGCUUUAGUACCAGAACAACUCACCGACGAUCAAUUCUGGCAACGAUACUUGUUCCACAAAUAUAUGAUUGAAGCUGAAGAAAGGAAGAGAAAAGCGUUACUCCAAGCUACAACACAAGAAGAAGAAACAGAUGAUUUCAACUGGGACGAUGAACCUGAAUCUCCUUCUGCUCCGGUGAUACCCGUUCCUAUCGCAGCUGAGACCACUACAAGUGAAGUAACGCCAAAAGUGGAGAAUGAUGGUAGAUUACCUUCUACAAUUCCCAAAUCAGUGACUUCCGCUUCAACAAGUCCACGUGAUUCAGAGGAAAGUUACGAUGUUGUUAGUGAUCAGGGUGUAAAGAAACCAAUUUCUCUCACAUCUACGACUACAAAUGCAGCUGCACCUCCCGCUGUACCUACAUCAAAGGACGACGACGAUGAGGAUUCAGACUGGGAAUAG
Messenger RNA from Kwoniella shivajii, 1683 nucleotides. RefSeq lists its product as uncharacterized. Lineage: Eukaryota; Fungi; Basidiomycota; Tremellomycetes; Tremellales; Cryptococcaceae. The transcript is spliced from 4 exons. Gene Ontology annotation, cellular component: cytoplasm. The record is from RefSeq and is a predicted model, not a curated record. The coding region runs from base 1 to 1683 and encodes 560 amino acids.